UGCAAAAGCUAGACAGACUACACCAGAAAAGUCAAGACACAAGUCAAAAUCUCCGGCAAAAAACGAUUUUGAUGACGACUUUGACUCCAGAGAUCUACAGUACUCCUGGAUGCCUGUCCCAGAGAGCGACGGGAAUCUGGCCAUUCAUACAAUACCCACUUCAUUGAAGGAAGCCAAAUCUGGCAAUACAGUUAAAUUCAGCAAAGUAGACAGUUACCACGAAUAUAGAUCUCGGCACAAACACACUCCUCCUACUAAAGAUACAAACCCAGAAAGACCAUCCAAGAGGGUUGUUGAAACUGUUUUGAUUCAAAAAGAUGACGAUGAUUCCACAGAUUGCUCAUCCAUUUCAUCGGACACUAGCUCUGUACAAAAUUUAAAUCUCGAGAGAAAGAGAGAGAAACAGCCAGACGAAACAAUGUCGGAAGCAGAUAGAAUAAUUAUUUACAAAAUUUUGGAAUCGAAAUUAGACAAGAGCGAGAAAAAGAAGAAGAAGCAAAAAUUAAUAAAUGAUGUAUCUAAAGUUUUAAGGUCAAUGAAUAAAGAUAAAUUAAAGAAAACCGAAAAUGAUGAUAAUAACAAUGAAGAAGAAAAACUUAGCAAUUGUGAUGACAGACAGGUGGAAAUAGGUGUUCAAAACACUGUUUCCCUUGAGCAAGUUAAUGAAGGUGUCUAUAAGGUGGUUAAUGAAAAAGGACUGUCUUAUAACGUCACGAGCUGUUAUACCGCAAAUGUAGAGAUGUGGCAAUCUACAGCCGAGCACAAGCCGUGGUGGGACAACAUAACAUCAUUAUACUUCUCGGAUAAACCGCAGCAGACUCGCAAAUUACUGUUGACUGACGAUGACCUCAAGCACGGCCGGCCUUGCUGCUGCAAAAAAGUCAGAACCGACCAGCAGAGUGACAAGGGUACAAAUCUUCACUGCGGGAAUGGCGAUUUAACGGCAAAAAGAAACCCAAAUUGCCUGGGCUGCAAAUGCGGCUGUAAUGCUGACAACGCUGGUGUUAAGCCAAGAGACCACAACACUUCAGAGAUCCAACCUUCGGCUGCUACCUCGACUUCCUCGUUCAAGACAGCUAAAAAUGACAAAGCACUAGGUGCUCUGCCCGAUGGCGGUUACAUUAAACUUGUUGACGACGACGGCCAAGAAGCUGGAAAGUUCUACAUUGGAGCCAGUGGCUUCCUCAGGGAUGACGCGUAUGAAGUCAUAAUACAACUUCGGAAAAAGGAGUCAGCAAAAAAAGAUAAUGAAAAAGAAACCAGCAAAAAUCCACAAGACGUUCUAGAGAAGGUUGAAGAAACAAAAGAUCAAGAUCUAGUAUCUUCACAAAGUAAAGAAACUUGUUCAGUAAAUGAAAUACCAGAAUUGAUAGAAAUAAAUCCAAAUGAUGAAAUUAUAGGUCAAGGCAAACAGACUGAUAAAAUAUCACCCUUACCAACUCCUUCUAGCAAAAAAACCAAUGAUGGUGCCCCCAAAAAUACAGUAACUCAAGUAGAUGUAAAUGACAAUGAACACGUUUCUUCAGAAUCAACUAGUGAGCCUGUUGAUAAAACAGCCAAUUCUAAAAAGUAUGUAGAUAAAGGUGUCUACACAACAUCUCAACUUUCAUAUGCUAUCCCUAGUCAUGUGCCUAAAACAGAUCCUAUCUCUAGACCUGCUACGUCAACGUACACGCAAACUUCGAUUGAGUCUCCAAAUCAGAGGCCGGUGUUCAUGCACAUGAGUUCUUCUACUUCGACAGCGUAUAUGAGUCCCCCUGAGAUGAUCUUGCCGAAAUACCUGAAGCAAGGCUACAAUACCCGCGCUGAAAAAUUGCAAGGAAAGAAUGAAAAUUGCAAGAACGAAAAUUGUAGGAGUAAACGAUGCAAAUGUCAUAAAACAUCAGCUCCAUGCAGAAAAACGGGAAGCGCUCAUAAGAUCUUGACCACUCCUCCUAACACCGCUAGAUACGAAGACGAUAGCAGUGAUAUAUGGGUCCAUGAACUUGACCCCCCAGUGCAAAGAAUCCAUAGCAGGAAAUGCCAUAAGUUCGACACAAAUAACCGUCAGGGUCAUAGUAAAACUAAGAUUAAUGUGCCUAUACCCAAACAUUCAUCACACAAUGUAGUAAUGCGUGUUACCUCAAGCACUGCAUCGACAUUCAGAAACAAAAAUAGCAAAAUCCAUAAAUCUGAUUUGAAUCCUGUCAUAAAAAAAUAUAUCAACAGAUUACUAGAACUAAAUAGAGAUGGAAUUAAAGCAAUUGAAGUCGCCAAUCAAGAAUGUAGUUCAGUGACUACUCCAGGAAGUUCCAUUGUAGAAGUGCCAACCAAUAUCAACGAUAAAAAAUUAGAUAUACAACAUAAAAUAUCUUUAGAACAGAUAAAGAAUGAUCUGAAACAGAAAAUAUUGGAGGAAUAUGUUAAAGAAAGUACAUGUAACAAUUCUGUACAAACUUUAGGCAGUAACCUGAAGCCGAGGUCGAGUUUGUAUAAAUUGCCAAAAAAGAGAUCAGUUCAUAAAGUGAAGUCCUUAAAUAUAUCGAAAAGACUUAUAAACACAAAAAAAUCGAAUGAAAGCAAGACUAAGUGCUCUGCAACCAGAAAUAUGAAAUCAAAUCCUAGCACUUCGUCUCCGUCAUCUGCUAGAGAAGUGUUUAAAAAACCGGACUCUUUACCUAAUAAAACGAAGUCACGCAGCAAAAGUUCACCUACUCCUAGGCAGUAUCCAAAUUUUGAAUUUCCACAGAAAAGUUCUAAAGUAGACUCGCAGGAUUCGACGCCAACUGAUAUCGCUGUUGAAACGAAUCGUAGCGGCAAUAGAAAUAAAGUGCAGCAUAUUAAUCGAAAUCAGUCAAAAUCAAGCGAAUUAAUUUUGCCUUUUAACAAAUCUUCCACCACUUCUCCAGAAUCGGAGACGAAUAUGCGGAAACGCCCUAAAUCAGAUGAAGUUGCUGCAAAUAUAUCCACACAAACCAGUCAAGAUCUUGAUGGAGAAAUAAAUCUUAUGAAAUUAGCAGAAGACAAGUUACAAAAUAUGGAAAAAAUUGCUGAUUUGACGGAAAAAUGCACAAAAAGAUUAUCCAACCUUGCCAAAGUAUUGGAAGAAGUCCGAAGAAACAAAUCAUUAGCUUACAGUCAAAUAUCAACAUCGGAUACUGCAUCUGACUCUGAACAAAAACCCGCCAAAAGUAGUUACGAUUCCAAACAAUUUGAUUCAAAACCUGAAUUGCCUGAUAAAAUUGAUCCGAAGUUUUCGAGUCUAUCCUCUGAGAACCAUGAUAGCAAAGAUCUGUCAGACACAUCUGAAUAUAUACCUUUUUUGACAAAUAUUCCUAAACCUACUGAAUUUAAAUACCCUGCUCAACCAAUCCCUGAAAACCAUACCAAUAUAAAACCUAAGCCGUUGGGAAAUUCGAAAAUAGAUAAUUUGGUUGGGAAAAAUAGAGGAAAGCCGCCUCCUGCACUAUCUCGAAUUCAUUUAAAAAACGGACAAGACAUCGUUCCUCAUGAGCUUUCGACAGUGGUCGAAGUUGAUUCUCCUAUGAGUGUAAAACUGAAGAACCAAUCAUCACGUAAUAAUACUAAUUAUGACGUGCCAGAUUCGUCAUUUAAUAACAAUGUCAGCAAGAGCCAGAAGGAAAAUGAGGAACUGGUGACGAUUCCCAUUGAUACAGAAUAUCAAGUUAAUCCUGAUUUAUUACAAAGCAAUAACAUGAACGUAAAUGUUCCUAAACAAUCCAUCAAAAGAAUAUCAUCGACUGAUUCUUCGGAUGAUUCCAAGGCACAAAUGAUGGAUUUGAAACAGUUUAAUGAAUUAAUGCUUAAGCCAUUUAUAAGUAUUCAAGAAUUUGCAAAACAAUGUGAUAUCGGGGCGUUAGAUGACGGGUCCAAUCUGGAAGACAAUCCAAAAGAUGAUUUGAUAAAUGACGAAAUGAGUUCAUUGCAUUCUGAUGGAAGUUUGCCAGAUGUAAUUGCAGAGUUGUUAAAACGAAAUAUAAUUACUGAACCAUUUAAAUUUGAUACUGUAAACUCAACUACUGUUUCUUCAGAGUCUACACUGUCGGUCUUGGCACUGUCAAAAGUCCGAAAAGAAAAAAAAAAAUCGAGUGUAGUAUUUCAAAAUAAAGAAAAUGUAUCUGAAACAUCUGAUUCGUUAAGUAUAUCUUCGAAUCCCGAUCUGGAAAAUGCUUUUAAAAAACUGGGUAUGGGCUGGGCGUCUUCGACGCUAAAGAAAACCAAGGAGCGUUUAGCUUUGUCCUCUUCUUCAAAUACGUCAAGCUCGAGUUUAUCGCAGUUCAAAUUGAAAGGGUUGAACAAUCAAGACAUUCCAGCAUUGGUUACUGAUUCCAUGUCAUCGGCGACUAAAAUCUCAAAAAGGCCACAGCAAGAUAAGCAUACAUCUGAAAUUUCUAAGAAUGCUGAACAGCAAACAUCCUUCAUGAAUUCGAUGACCGUCAAAGAAUUCUUGACGAAUGAACUUGCCAAAAAAAUUACGUUUACAAAUAAGUCGCACAGAAACGACACUGAGGAGGAAUUUGUGUCUCUGUUCGAGACAAAGAUGCCUGAAGAAAUGAAGCAUUUGUCUCAAACUAUACGCGAAGAGCGUUCAAUGGAUAGUUUGCCAAGUGGGCAUAACCGCGCGCGAACUUCCACGCCAGUGCAGCUAUUUAAAUCUAUGACUUACCAUUCGAGCUCCAGCUCUAACAUGUCGAAUGGUCUAUUCAGUAACGCAGACGACCUGUCUUCGGUGAAAGUAACUUCCAACUCCAUACGUAAUCAUUCCACUUCAGAUAAGGACGACUUGACCAUUCCUAAUUGUAGUCUAAAGAGGAAAGGUGCCUCGGAUUGUAGCAAAAGCGAGUGAUUUGUUUUUGUCAAAUUAUUUAUUUUUAUAUUUGUGAAGAUUGAGAAGUUGACUUUUUUUUUGUAUAUUUGUGUUUAAUAAAAUCAAUGUCCUUUUUA
This is a messenger RNA of Ostrinia nubilalis (European corn borer), 4944 nucleotides long. RefSeq lists its product as uncharacterized. The transcript has 6 exons. The record is from RefSeq and is a predicted model, not a curated record. Lineage: Eukaryota; Metazoa; Arthropoda; Insecta; Lepidoptera; Crambidae. The coding region runs from base 110 to 4846 and encodes 1578 amino acids.